CCAACAACCCCCAAACACCACGUCACUCAUGACACAAACCACAGCUUUCUAUGGAAAACACUCCCAUUCUGGAUGUCACACAAUCACAGACUGGCUUGGGCUGGAAGGGAAUUUAAACUCAAAAUCCCACGGGCAGGGACGCUUUCUGCUAUCCAAGGCUGCUCCAAGCCCCAUCCAACCUGGACACUUCCAAGGAUAGGGCAGCCACAAAUUCCCUGGAAAACCUGUGCCCCGGCCUCCCCACCCUCCCGGGGAAGGGUUCAUUCCCGAUAUCCCAUCUAGCGCCGUGUGCCACGCCACCCCGUGCCGUGCAGGGAUGCGCCGCCCCCGCCCCGCCGCUGCGGCCCCGCCCGGCGCUUCCUGCGGGAGGAGGAAGCGGCUCCCGGGCCAUGGAGCUGCCUCCCGGCCACUUCCCGGCCGCCCGCGCCGCGGCCGCGGCCCUGGGCUACCUGCGGUACCGGCGGGGCGGCCCCGGGCGGGGGCUGCAGCUGCGGGAGCUGCGCCGCGCCCGCCGCCAGGACAUCGAUGAUGAGGGGCACAAGUACUACCUGGAACUGGAGCUGGAGGAUGUCCUGGACAAAGACAGCACUGUCAGCUGCACUGCUGAGGUUCUGUAUCACCUGGGCAGCAGAACCUCUGCUCCAGAUGUGCAGGUCACAGUGCACGGAGAGCUCAGGAGCACACAGGAAGCAGACAAGGAGUUCUACAAUUGGAUCAGGAGCCUGGAAAAGGAGCUUGUGGCUGAGAACAUCCCAGACAGCCAUGGGAACAUUCCCCCCGAGCUGGAGCCCAUCCACCUGCUGGCCUGGGUGGCCUCUGGCUACGUGAUCUGGCAGAAUUCCACCGAAAACACCAAGUUCCACCUUGCCCAAGUUCAACACGUGAAGCAAGUGAAAAGAAGUGAUGAAGAUCUUCAGUUUGACUUUGUGGUUCUACUCCACGAAAUGGUGUCCCAGGAGGUGCUGCCCUGGGAGGUGACCCUGCUGUGGCACCCCCAGCGCGGGGCCCGAGUGUCCCAGAGCCGCGCCGCGGGAGCGGGGAGCUCCUGAGCACCUCUGGGAACAGCUGGGAACACCUGGGAACUCCUGAGCACCUCUGGGAACAGCUGGGAACUCCUGAGCACCUCUGGGAACAGCUGGGAACACCUGGGAACUCCUGAGCACCUCUGGGAACACCUGGGAACUCCUGAGCACCUCUGGGAACACCUGGGAACACCUGGGAACUCCUGAGCACCUCUGGGAACAUCUGGGAAUACCUGGGAAUACCUGGGAACUCCUGAGCACCUCUGGGAACACCUGGGAGCUCCUGAGCACCUCUGGGAACACCUGGGAACACCUGGGAGCUCCUGAGCACCUCUGGGAACAGCUGGGAACACCUGGGAACUCCUGAGCACCUCUGGGAA
Molecule: messenger RNA, 1402 nt
Organism: Motacilla alba alba
Lineage: Eukaryota; Metazoa; Chordata; Aves; Passeriformes; Motacillidae
Gene: LXN
Product: latexin
Exons: 6
Coding region: 390-1049 (219 amino acids)
Molecular function (GO): metalloendopeptidase inhibitor activity
Source: RefSeq, a predicted model, not a curated record